Messenger RNA from Puccinia triticina, 336 nucleotides. RefSeq lists its product as uncharacterized. The transcript has a single exon. Bases 1 to 336 code for a protein of 111 amino acids. The record is from RefSeq and is a predicted model, not a curated record. NCBI's taxonomy places the organism in Eukaryota, Fungi, Basidiomycota, Pucciniomycetes, Pucciniales, Pucciniaceae.
AUGCAUCAGUUUCAAGUCCUGUCCCAUACUCUCUUGCGUAUGGCCGAGGAGCGCAUGCCAGGCAUUGGUCAAACAACGGCACCUUUAUUCUCAAACAUUGGGGAUACCUCUGGGAUGACUGGUGCCGAGAUAGCCGUCUUGACUGGUGAGCUGACGGAGGUUGGCUGGGCAGCGCUGAAACGGAUGGAUGCUUUGAUGAAGAACAAGACGCACAUGAAGGCAUUUAUCAAAAAUUCAGACGAGUUAUCAAUGUUACUACUCAAGGAACAAUCCUUUGAGAUUGUUGGAAUGCUUGAGAAUGCAAAUAUUCUGGCUGCUCAAAAACAGAUACAAUAA